CUUGACAUCAGCCUCGCCGGUUUUUGUUUAUUUUAUUUUAUUUUUAUUUUAGUUUUAUUUGAUCUUUUUUUCUUUUUCUUCUUUUUCUGUCUGCUCUCCCCGUAUCCUCUUCCUUAUCAUCUAUCUAAACUCCUGCCUUUUGAAGGGAAAAAAAGCUGGUUGGAAGACCUCAUGCCAUCGAACGUGACUUUGAUAACGCGUUAAAAAGGUUUCUUUUGGAUUCCAUUUUGCUGUCAUCGUCCGUUUAGUCGCUGGCCGCCACCUUUUUUUUCCUCGAGGCCUUUAUUUUAUUUGGAGAAAAGCAACGCAGGCGAACAAAACCAAUCCACGCCUUUGGCUCUGCCCUGAACCUCCUCCUUACUGCCCAAACCAUCAGACCAGAAUCCGCACAGACUCUCCCAUCUAUCCAAGUAGACUGACUGGUCCAGCUCUCAAAUCAAAACACCAAAGCUACCUACCUACCUAACUGGACCUUACCUGUCUAGCAAUUUUCCCCGUUCUGGUCCAGCCUAGCCUGGCAAGGCGUGUGUGUUCCCGCUUGGGUUGGCUGUUGCUGCUGCUUUGACUUGCCGGCUGUCAAAAGAUUAAGAAAGCCAUCAGUCGACAAGAAAAAAAAAAACGACGGGCGCGCGCACAUACACAAGAAUACACCCACAGACAUCAUAAAAAAAACACUCAACAUACGCAUACGUAUCCGGGAAACUUUAUUUUUUUCCAGCAAAACAUCACCAAAGUUGGAAAAGCAAAACUCACCGUGUACUCUGUUUUUCAAACCCGCCGAAAAUUCGCGCCUGGCAGACGGCGACUUUCUUGUUCACCCCCUGAGCAACUGAUCUACAAAGUCGAGGACCCUCGUUCCCUCGGGGUACAAGAAAACACCCCAACCCCCGCCGACCGCCGCGUCCCCGCCUCGUGAGGCAGCCAAAUACCCCCUCUUUUGGCCGCCAUGAGCUUCAACACGGGGACGGCGUACGCCGAGUCGGACGCAGAUGACGAGUACGAGAGGGAUAUUCACGACAGCUCACCCAUCGACGCCACCGAUGCCGAGGCGUCGCCGACCGAGUCGGACCCGCCGUCCAACGAACACACGCCCACAACGUACGGAUAUCGCAGCAGUGCCGAUCGCCUACCGGAGACAAUCAUCUCGGAGUGGACGGCCGACGAGUGCGCCGACUUUAUCGCCACGAUCGGUCUGGAGCAAUACUCGACUCGUUUUGUUGAAAACGAAAUCGUUGGCGAGGCACUCGUUGCGCUGUUACACGAUGAUUUAAAGUCGAUGGGGAUCCACAGUGUUGGCCAUCGACUGACCAUCCUGAGGAGCGUUUACGAUGUUAAGAAGGCGCAGGACGUGCCAGUGGAAAGCGACCAUUACGUACCUUUGACCGCGGAAAACGAGGGGCAGUACGCGACUGCUAAGGACAUCAAGAACUUGGUGGAGCAGUUGCGAUUGCGCGACGAGCGCAUGCACCUUUUUGAACAGGACUUUCGUCGGCUUGCAGAAGACUUUAGGAGAUUGCGCGAAGACAUGCUGCCAGCGCUUAGGUUGGCCAAGGAUGCGCAGCAGCCGCUGCCGCACCUGAACAACGGCUCGGCAUACGCUGGAUACGAUACGACGAUAUCACCACCGGCACCGACACCCUCGACGAGUGGUCAAUCUGGAGGCGGCCUCAAACGCCAGUGGUCGACCAAGAAGAUCAUGCUAGGCACGACACCAAAAGCCACUUCGCCAACGCACCUCCAAACGGCACACGAUAGGUCGCUUGCAGAGCAGACUCUGGACCCUUCGAGCGCGGCCGAGAGGGCUGUAAUGUCAUCAAGCCACCUAGCCAUCAACGGCCUCGCACCAUCGGCAACGUCACCCUCGUAUCCAUCAAUAAAUAUUCCCUCGCCGACGUCUCCACCAACAACACUUGGUGGAACGACACUGGCAUCUCGAUCUUACCGUUCAGACCAACCGACGCCAUCGAGCCGAUCGACCUUUGCAGAAUCGGACUACGCGCACCCUGGGGGACGGGACAAGCAGCCGGUGGCGCCGCGCAGGAUGCAGACGCCAGCACCUGACACACCAAGCGGCAGUAACGCGUCGGUUGAGAUUUUCAAGUCAUUCCGAGUCAGCAUGGACGAUCCGUGCUACAAGGUACUGCCGGCCGCACUGAAAAAAUACCAAAUCAACGCACCGUGGGAUCAAUACGCGCUUUACAUUGUUUAUGGGGACCAGGAGCGCUGCUUGGGCCUUGAGGAGAAGCCUCUCAUCUUGUUUAAGCAGCUCGACAAGGAGGGCAAGAAGCCCAUGUUUAUGCUCCGCAAGACCAACAAUGCGCAGGUUGAUAUUGGCAACGAGGCUCCAGGCAGCGCGGGGUUGGGAGCUAGUGCAAGAGGGGCGGCCACAGGAUAUGAUCCCCCAGGUGGAAUAAUAUAAAUCAAGCAGGAAGGAAUAGCCAGAAUGAAGCACAAGCUGCCUUUGUUCUGAGAAGCCCUUCUUGCCGCUUUGAUGACCAAGGCUCAAAGAAAGUUUGGCCUUGAUCCGGCUCCCAAUUCACAUGUUGCCGAUAUACCCUCACCAUAAACUAUUCUCACCCAACCUGUAAAGAGACAUACACGCAUGUGUGUCUUGAUUGCUCCUUUCUAAUCAAUUCUCAGCCGUCACAUAUCCCUUUUGUUAACCACUUUGGAGAGCUAUCUGUCUUGUGUCCGACUUGAGUCGAUGUACAGAACCUGGAUGUUGCAACGACUUGGGCUACUACUAUUUAGUACUAGUGAAACAUAGUUGUCCGAAUAUAUUCUUCUGGCAAGGCUUUGAGUAUAGGCUGUAUUCUGUUAUUUACCAAUGCAUCACCUUCAAUAUCUCCGUGGAAAGACAGGGUAAAGUAAAGCAAGUUAUUUUCUAUUUUGCUACGGCUACCGGAA
Messenger RNA from Pyricularia grisea, 2907 nucleotides. RefSeq lists its product as uncharacterized. The transcript is spliced from 3 exons. The coding region runs from base 947 to 2419 and encodes 490 amino acids. The record is from RefSeq and is a predicted model, not a curated record. NCBI's taxonomy places the organism in Eukaryota, Fungi, Ascomycota, Sordariomycetes, Magnaporthales, Pyriculariaceae. Gene Ontology annotation, molecular function: protein binding. Gene Ontology annotation, biological process: signal transduction.